AGAGUCGAUACUACCACCAUACAGCGCAAGUUUUUGGUCGGUUAUCAGGGCUGGUACGCUAGCGAGGUGUUUAUCGUGAGGAGUUUUCUGAGGUUUUGUACAAAGGGUGGUGGCGAUAAACUUGCUACAGAUCUUUGGCCCGACAUGUCUCGAUAUCCGCCCUCGGAACUGUUUCCUGUUCCGGGCAUCAAGCAUAAAUCCGGAAGCCAAGCGUUUCUAUUCUCUUCUUGCAACCCUAAAACUGUUCAGAGGCAUUUCAAUUGGAUGGCGUGCCAUGGUAUCGACGGUGUAUUUCUCCAACGCUUUGCAGGGCAAUGCGAUCCAUUGAAUCCAGAUCACAAAGCUAUUCUGGAUUGGAGAGACAAAAUUGGUGAUAAUGUGAGGCUAGCCGCUGAAGCUGAGGGCAGAGUGUUUUCCAUCACAUAUGAUGUGUCUGGAGUCCAACCCAAUCGCAUACAACAAAUUCUCGAGCAUGAUUGGCUGCAUCUCAUUCGCGAGCGAUGCAUAUUGGACAGUCCAAAUUAUCUUCAGGAGCGAGGCAAACCAGUGGUCUGCUUAUGGGGUAAGUUACAUGGAUCCCCGUGUGCUACUCGUCGGUCGCUCAAUCCCUGGCCUAUGUAG
Molecule: messenger RNA, 621 nt
Organism: Lentinula edodes (shiitake mushroom)
Lineage: Eukaryota; Fungi; Basidiomycota; Agaricomycetes; Agaricales; Omphalotaceae
Exons: 4
Source: RefSeq, a predicted model, not a curated record